This is a messenger RNA of Ipomoea nil (Japanese morning glory), 2602 nucleotides long. RefSeq names its product ABC transporter G family member 20-like. The record is from RefSeq and is a predicted model, not a curated record. Lineage: Eukaryota; Viridiplantae; Streptophyta; Magnoliopsida; Solanales; Convolvulaceae. The coding region runs from base 53 to 2299 and encodes 748 amino acids. Gene Ontology annotation, molecular function: ABC-type transporter activity; ATP binding; ATP hydrolysis activity. Gene Ontology annotation, cellular component: membrane. The transcript has a single exon.
UUUGCAGUGCAGUAGUACGUGUAGUACCGUUGCUGUGUUUAACGUUGGUGCCAUGUCUCAAGCUUCUUCCAGAGAUGAUAUGUCGACGGCGAGUAGUGAUCUUCCGUUUCUGGGGCCUCGCCAGGCUAUGGAGCUUCAAGAACUCACCCGGAGGCCGAGGCAUAGCGUCUCCAUGACGCUCGGUGAGCUUCUGCACCGCGUCGGAGACUCCGCCGGGGAAAAACUUAACAACGGCGUCGGCGGCGCCAAUGAUCAUCGUGUUCUCCAACUCUAUGAUCCCGUGCCGUAUCCUAGCUCGUUUCCGUUUGUUCUGUCGUUCCACAAUCUGUCGUACAGCGUGAAGGUCCGGCGAAAGAUGGGGGUUCCGGCGUGGCUGGGGAGGAGGACGGCGGCGCCGUCUCAGGUGGAGAAUGACGUGAAGGUGUUGCUGGACGACAUCUCCGGGGAAGCUAGGGAGGGGGAGAUCAUGGCGGUUUUAGGCGCCAGCGGCUCCGGGAAAUCGACGCUGAUCGACGCGCUGGCUAACAGAAUUGCGCGGGAAAGCUUGGGAGGGACGGUGAAGAUGAACGGAGAGGUUUUAGAAUCCAAGCUGCUGAAAGUGAUAUCGGCGUAUGUUAUGCAAGACGAUCUUCUGUUCCCGAUGUUAACAGUGGAGGAGACGCUGAUGUUCUCCGCCGAGUUCCGCCUCCCUCGCAGCCUCUCCCGUUCCCGGAAGAAGGCCCGAGUCCAAGCCCUAAUCGAACAGCUCGGCCUCCAAACCGCCGCGAAAACCGUCAUCGGCGACGAGGGCCACCGCGGCGUCUCCGGCGGGGAGCGCCGCCGCGUCUCCAUCGGAAUCGACAUCAUCCACGACCCUAUCGUCCUCUUCCUCGACGAGCCAACCUCCGGCCUCGACUCCACCAGCGCAUUCAUGGUGGUCAAAGUUCUCCAGAGAAUCGCGCAGAGCGGCAGCAUUGUAAUCAUGUCCGUCCAUCAGCCCAGCUACAGAAUCCUCAACCUUCUCGACCGUCUGAUCUUCCUCUCCAAAGGCCAAACGGUUUUCAGCGGCUCCCCUUCCAGUCUCCCCAGAUUCUUCCAGGAAUUCGGGAAUCCAAUCCCGGAGAACGAAAACCGCUGCGAAUUCGCCCUGGAUUUCAUCCGAGAACUCGAGCAAUCCCCGGAAGGAACUAAGAAUCUAGUGGAUUUCAACAAAUCCUGGCAGAGAAAAUUCUCCCCUUCCUCAACCUCCAACCGUAACAAUGUCUUCCCAAAUCCAAAACCCUCCCUCAAGGACGCCAUUAGCGCGAGCAUUUCGAGGGGGAAAUUAGUGUCCGGAGCUACAAACAUAAACUCAACUCUUUCACCUUCCGUCCCCAAAUUCGCCAACCCGUUCUGGGUGGAAAUGGUGGUGAUUGGGAAAAGAUCCAUGGUGAAUUCCCUGAGAAUGCCGGAGCUAUUCGCGAUGCGAUUCGGAGCAGUUGUUGUAACAGGAAUCAUUCUCGCGACGAUCUUCUGGAAAUUGGACGAUUCUCCGAAAGGAAUUCAGGAGCGAUUAGGGUUCUUCGCCUUCGCCAUGUCCACAACCUUCUACACCUGCGCAGAAGCCAUCCCUGUUUUCCUGCAAGAGCGAUACAUUUUCAUGAGGGAAACAGCUUACAACGCCUACCGUCGUUCCUCCUAUGUUCUCUCCCACUCCAUUAUCUCCCUCCCAUCGUUAGCGUUCCUCUCCCUCGCCUUCGCCGUCACCACAUACUGGGCGGUAGGGCUCGCCGGCGGUUUCUCCGGCUUCCUCUUCUUCCUCCUCUUCGUCUUCGCCUCUUUCUGGGCGGGUUCCUCCUUCGUCACAUUCCUCUCCGGGAUCAUCUACAAUGUCAUGAUCGCCUACACGCUCGUCGUCGCCAUUCUCGCCUACUUCGUCCUCUUCAGCGGCUUCUUCAUCAACAGGGAUCGAAUCCCGCCCUACUGGAUCUGGUUCCACUAUGCUUCUCUGGUGAAAUAUCCUUUCCAGGGAGUUCUGCAGAACGAGUUCGACUAUCCAGACAAGUGUUUCGUGAAGGGGAUCCAGAUUUUCGACGGGUCGCCAUUGAAGGCCGUCCCUGAAGCUAUGAAACUUAAGCUGCUGCAGAACAUGAGCAAGACGCUGGGAAUCAACAUCACGAGCUCGACUUGCUUGACCACAGGGCCUGAUAUCUUGAAGCAGACUGGCGUUACUGAUAUAAACAAAUGGAAUUGCCUUUGGAUCACCAUUGCCCUAGGGUUCUUCUUCAGGUUGCUGUUCUAUUUUGCUUUGUUGAUUGGGAGCAAGAACAAGAGGAGGUGAAUUGAAUUGAAUUGAAGCGUGUCAUCAAUGGCAGAAAUCUCAUCUAAUCAAACAUUUCUUGGAACAAAAAUUUGGGAAUUAUAUAUAUUUUCUGCUUCUUUUUUCAAACUUCAUUUCCCUUCUUCUUCUUCAUCUUCUUCUUCUUGUGUUUGUUUGGAGAUGGUUGUAUGGUAGUUCAAUUCAUGGGGUUUCUAAACAUAGUUACAAAGUAGAUGUACCAAUUAUUGGUAAAACAGCUUAAGAUGUAGUCCUAAUAACAGUAAUUAUUUUCAGGUAAUGCAAAUUUGUUUGGUUUUAUUCUCA